GCAAUGAGAUGUACUUCCUGCUCCAGCGGUGUUGGCAGUUCACAGCCACUGAGCGACCUUCCUUCUCCAACAUAGUCAGCGACCUUAAGGACAUGGGCGAGAAGCCAACCAAGCAUAUCAUCCUCAACGUCGCCAAAGAACCGCAGAGUGGUUACAUCAGCGAUACAGGACAGGUGUUCCUACACCCACUACCCUCGUAUAUUGACAACCCUUCGAAGGCAACAAAGAAGAACUGGAGGAACAGCGCCACUCAACAGAGCGUAAUAUCUUCCGUCAAUGACACAAUGUACACAAGAGAUACCGCUGAGACAGUACUGGAUACUCAGUCUGAGAGUGAUAAUUAUGAGGGAUAUCUCCGUGGUGACCUGCCGUCAUGGAACCAAGAAAAGAGCAGCUCGUUGUCUGAGGGGGAGGGGGAAUUAGCCACACCCAAACUACGAGAGAGCAAGGGAACGAGAGUGUGGGUGGAGUCAGCCGGCAGCAAGGUCUACGUUGAGACCACCUCCUUAGCUAGCGAUGAGGAUUUUCGACCAGAAGCGGUGACAACAAAGAAAAAGAAAAAGAAACGAAGCAAGGAACAAGCAACAAAGAAAGGGAUCAUUAAUCCAAUGGCUGUCAUGACAAACAACACGGAACAAGCUGGGAAUACAAAUGCUAACAAUAACCACGAGGCGUGGCACAAGAAAGAGGGGAGUGGCAGCACCAAUGAACCACCCUCUGUUACCGAGGAGGACGAGACUAACUGCAGUGUUGCUAAGACUAGUGACCAAUCAGAUAGCAGUAGACUUUUGAGUAAUUCUAGAGAAGAGAUAAUUGAAUUAUGAUUUUAUAUAUAGAUCAGGCUACUGUACUAAUAAUAUAGAUCUACUGCAUGCAUGUUGAAGACCUUGCAAA
This is a messenger RNA of Halichondria panicea, 894 nucleotides long. RefSeq lists its product as uncharacterized. NCBI's taxonomy places the organism in Eukaryota, Metazoa, Porifera, Demospongiae, Suberitida, Halichondriidae. The record is from RefSeq and is a predicted model, not a curated record. The coding region runs from base 9 to 824 and encodes 271 amino acids. The transcript has 2 exons.